Dioscorea cayenensis subsp. rotundata (Guinea yam) is the source of this 1936-nucleotide messenger RNA. RefSeq lists its product as uncharacterized. The record is from RefSeq and is a predicted model, not a curated record. The transcript has a single exon. Lineage: Eukaryota; Viridiplantae; Streptophyta; Magnoliopsida; Dioscoreales; Dioscoreaceae. The coding region runs from base 515 to 1732 and encodes 405 amino acids.
GCCCUCUCUCUCACUCUCAUACAUUAGCUUGUCUCUCCACAAUCUCUCUGUGUCUCUCUCUAACCACGGACGGGAUUCAUUUUUCAUAUAAAAUCCACAAACAAUCUCUCUCUCUCUCUCUCACACACAGCCUUGUGCUAUUCAGAGGUCAUAGACUCAUAAAUAAGACCAGCUUCCACGUGGUUCUGGGGCUCCCCAACGCGAACUACUAACCACGCGUCAGCGUUGGGAAAAAAAUACAGUAGAAAUGGACAAGACACCUCAAAACACCCAAACCAACCACAAUAACAUUUCCUCAUCUCUUCAUCCUUUCUCUCUCUCUCCAUCUCCAUCCUUGCCGCCGGAUCUGUUUGUCUGUUGGUUUUCCAGCUGUAGCCGCUAGCUGCUUCACGCCCUUUGACCCACGAGCACUACUCACAGCGAUCUUGCUCUUCUGGUUGACCUCGGCAAGUCACGGUCAGCAGACAGAAACAGAGAGAGCGAGAGAGCGAGAGAGAGAGAGAGAGAGAGAGGGAUGGUGGUGGGAGACAAAGUAGUAGUUGAUGAUAUGGGGGAAGGGAUGCAGUGCAGCGACCACCCAUACCGGAGCAAUCCUGGUGGCAUCUGCGCUUUUUGCCUGCAGGAAAAGCUGGGGAAGCUGGUCUCUUCCUCCAAGUCCAACCCCUUCUUCCCUAUCCCAUCGGGCGCCUCCUCCUCUUCGCCCUCCUUCCGCGCCGAUGUCGCCUUUGGCGACUCUGUUGCUGUCAGUGCUGCGUCUCGGACUAAGAUCCACUUUCUCUCUUCUUCUAACGGCAGCAGCAACGGCUAUGGCAACAGCAACGGCAACAAGAAGAAGAAUGGCAGCAGCACCAGCCUUGCAUACAUGAGCAGCGGGAGCAGGAAGACGGGUACAACCAACAUGGGCAAAAGCAAUAACCUGGUUUUGAAGAGGAGCAAAUCAGUGGCACCGAGCACAAGAACUGUGACGGAAGGAGGCACCAUGGACGUGGCCGCAGACAGCCCUCGGAAGAAAAGCUUCUGGUCUUUCCUUAACCCCUCUGCUGCUGGAAACAACCAAAGGCGGCCGUCAUCCUCUUCCUCGGGCGAGUCCAGAGAUCUGAGGCAGCAGCAUUACGGUUCAAGCAGCAGCAGCCUGGCAAUUGGUAAGGAGGUGGAUGGCAGGACCCCUGGAAGGGAGCAGCUGGACGUGGAUAGUCCGAACGAGAGCCAAGGGGCGUCAUCCUUUGGGCGCAAGGUGGCGAGAUCCAGAUCCGUAGGAUGCGGUAGCAGGAGCUUUUCUGGGGAUUUUUUGGAACGCAUCUCUACUGGAUUUGGUGACUGCACUCUCCGCAGGGUGGAGUCUCACCGCGAGACUAAGCCCAAGAUCGUCCUUCAUCGAAUCACUGGUGCCGACCAAAACGGCGACGAGCAGCGUUUCAAGGAGCGGGUCAAGUGUGGUGGCAUCUUCGGAGGGUUUGGAAUGAUCUCCUCGUAUUCCUACUUUGCUGAAGACUAUGAGAGUGCUAGCACUACCAGAAGCACGGCUUCGGACUUAACCCGAGAAGGCGGCACUCCUCACGGUCGGAGCAGAAGCUGGAGCUGGGCCUUCUCGAGUUCCAGGAGGGCCUUGCGGCCCUCCUCUGCCUCCAAGCCAUAUGCCAGACGUAUGGAUGAGGCCCCCUCCAGUGUCAUCUCUGCCGUCAACAACACUGUUGUAGUCGGUACGCCGGCGGCCGCACCACACCUACGAUAGGUGUGACCUUUCUUCGUCAUCCAUUGACGUUAAAGGCUGGCUAGCUACUGUGUUCAUCCACCCGUUUCUUUUUUUCCUUUUUUUUUUAAAAAAAAUAUAUUUUAUCAUCUUUUUGGAUUGUCAAAGAAGAAAAAAGGUUCGGAAUUGCUCUCCUCUCUUUUAUAUAAUUCUUGUUGUAAUUUUAUAAGAUUCUAUAUUUUUACA